Molecule: messenger RNA, 972 nt
Organism: Clonostachys rhizophaga
Lineage: Eukaryota; Fungi; Ascomycota; Sordariomycetes; Hypocreales; Bionectriaceae
Source: the annotation of a GenBank genome assembly
AUGACAUCUGUGGCGGCUCUAGAUGCUACUGUGAAGAUGCUCUCCUAUCAUCUGCCUGUCUGGGGUCACAUCACCCUCCUUGCCUUGACAAUACUCGCAUUUGCGCCGCACCUCUACUUUCUAGCUCGGAAGCAAGAUAGUAGCCCGAUUUCCAUCGUGUAUAUCCUGUUAAAUCUUGUCGUGGCCACCGAGCAAUUUGCUGUGUCCUACUUUUUUGCCAUCUAUCCUACCAACACCAAGUGUCUCAUUUGCCCGACCUACAAGGGUAUAUUCUCUCACACUCCUCUUGAUGUCGGCGACUGGUUGAACUUUGCUCACUUCUUGACCGUGUUUAUUCUGUUGCUGAUAAUGUACAAAUCGCCUUCUACUCCUAGUGAACAGCUACUUACAGAUGCCAGCUUCACUCUCUGUCUUCGAUAUCGUCCGUCACAAAACCGAGAAGACGUGACAGUCUUUGCCAGACGCUCUGGUUUGAUUUAUGCAUGGUUUCUGCUCUUCACGAUCGGGCCCCUUCUUGUAGAGACCGCGUUCGGGGGAAUUGAUUAUCGCAGCAGGACGUCGCCUAUUCUUUUUGUCUACCAAUUUUUCCAUAUAUUCUUUCUGGCCCCUUUGAUGCCAGUAUUUCAAGCAAUAGGGAUUGUUGUGCAGUUAAGAAGAGAUCGCGAGACUCACGACCGAGCGCCGCUAUACGUCCAAGGCGGACUGAUAGCGCAGACUAUCAUCUUUUGUCUCCUGGCAGUAGCUUGGCCAUACCGUCUUUUACUUGAUGACGAAAAUUGGAGCUUACUGUCCUGGUAUACAUUUAUCGGGUGGAUUAGUGUUAGCAGUGGUAUCUACGCAUUUGGCCAAGGCUUGUUGCUGUUCUAUCUGAGAGGGGUUGGCCGGAUUGAGGGAGACGAGACAGGAGAAAGGCAAGCCCUCUUACACGAUGCGCCGACGGAGCAUACAAAUGAAGCAGACGGUGGCCAAUGA